CUUCUCUCCAUUGACUCGAUUCUCUUCGCGGAGUCACCGUAUGCGGUGAUAUCCUCCUUCUCUCCAACCCUAAUACAUUCAUUCUACUUCCCGCGGGUUUCGCAGGAAGGCCAGCAAUUGCCACCAUGGCCCCUAUUGCAACUGCUGGAGAGGCUGUGGCGAGAAUCGCCUACUUGGCUAGCGAUGUCAUCCUCUCUGUUCAGCCCUCCCUUCAGGCUGAUUCGUGGUUCACAAAGACCCUCAAGGCUUUGAGGGCUAGCAAUGUUCGUAGCAUUGCGCCUGAAGGUGUCCCCGAGGUGGUUUCUGUUCGCUACAAUGAGGACCCCCUGCUCUCUGCUUUCCACCCUCUGCAGAAUGGAAGCCUUGUGUCCGCCGUGACUAGCUCCUCUACUCUGCUUACUUCCAUCCCCCAUCUCUACCGCCUGGCGAACUCUCCUAUUGUCAUCCACGUCGCUUUGGAACCGUAUCCUUUCCCAGACUACUCCGUCAUUAGCUCUAUCCGGCAAUGCGGCUUCACAUUUUUGCACUCGGAGACACUGCAGGAGGCCCAGGAUAUGGCUAUUACGGCCCAUGCGCUGGCUCGCAAGUCUGGAAAGGGUGUUAUCCACUUUUUCGACCCCGCUAAUUCCGCGAACGACGAUGCCAUUGAGCAGGAGAACAUAACGGUCUUCCGAAUUCUCCUUGACUCCAGUGCCAACACCGUUGCACAUGCUGCUGGGCACGGUGUUGAUACUUUGUACACUGAUUCGGGCCGUGUUGCUACAGUCACCGAGGAGGCAGCGGAGGCCUCUGCGGGCGCCGCAGUUGAGUCCUCUGCUACUCUCGCCCUUCCUUCCCAGACCCCCUCCAGCCUUAGUGUCGAUAACUCGUCUGUGGGAUCUUCGAAGCGUGAUAGCAGUGUGGAUACCCGUGCUACCAGCUCAGCUGCUACCACAAUCGACGCUGUCUCCGUGCGACCCGUCAGCGCCGCUGAUAUCUUUGCAUGGACUAGCCAGAUCUGGAGAGUCUUGUCUGAGAACGUGGGGCGUACCUACCGUGCCAUCGAAUACACUGGUCCUGCUGAUGCUAAAUCUGCUAUCUUUGUCUUUGGCUCGACCGGCCUGUUCGUUGAUGUUCUCGGAAAGGAGGAGGUUGCUCCUGAACUUGCUAGCGUUGGGUUGAUCACUGCUCGUCUGUAUCGUCCCUGGGUGGGUUCCGAGAUUGUUAACUCUAUUCCCAACUCGAUCGAAAAAAUUGCCGUUCUGGAACAGGUCCGCAAGACCACCAAGUGGGGUCCUUCCUUUAUGGACCUCCUGUCGAGCUUGACCCCCGCUGCCGCUGGGGGACGGAGCCCACAAAUCGUUGGUUAUCGACUUGGCUACGUUGAGCCCUCCACUGCUGUUCAGGCUCUCCGCGGUAUUGUUCAAAACUUGACUUCUCCUGCUCCUAUCCAGAAUCUUGAGAUUGGCAGUGGCAAGGUCCCCACCCUUCAGACCGGUCUUGAGCAGCCUCGCGUCGAGGAUGCUUACGUCAAGAUUCUUAACCAACUCUUUGGUGAGCGUCUGCACGUUGCCAACCAGCUCGGCGCUAAAAACGCCGGGGUUUCCUCCACCAUUUCCGCAAGCCCGGAAUAUGGCUUCGGUUCCUUGAUUGCUCGGAUGGAGCAUCGCCAGCGAUUCAUUCGUGAGGUAGAGGAGGCCUCAAAGUCGGACACCUUUGCUACUAACGUUCCUAAGACCUGGCUUGCUAACUGGGCUUUGAACGCCAAUGACGCUACCAAGGCGAACAAGCUGGCUCCUGAUGUUAUUGCCCGCCUUUCUAACGAUGGAUCCAAGCUGGCUAGACAGCUGCUGGAGUCCAAGAAGCUCUUCUUUGACGAGUCCCGCUGGUUGAUUGGCUCUGAUGCCUGGUCCUAUGAUCUCGGAAACUCUGGCGUCCACCAUGUCCUUGCUUCCGGAGCUGAUGUUAACAUGCUUAUCAUCGAUUCCCAGCCUUACUCUGAGCGUACCGCUGCCGACCCAACUCGCAGAAAGAAGGAUAUUGGUCUGUACGCCAUGAACUUCGGCAACGCCUACGUGGCCUCCGUUGCAGUCUACAGUUCCUACACUCAGGUUCUGCAGGCCAUGGCUGAAGCUGAGCAGUUCAAGGGUCCCUCUAUUGUUGUCGCCUACUUGCCUUACCAUCAGGAGAAUGACUCCGCCCUUACCGUUCUUCAGGAGACGAAGAAGGCUGUUGAUCUUGGAUACUGGCCUCUGUACCGCUGGAACCCUGCCAACGAGGACCGCGGUGAGGCUAAGUUCGCCCUGGACUCUGAGCGCAUCAAGCGUGAGCUCGAGGAGUUCCUUCGUCGUGACAACCAACUUACUCAGCUCAUGAACCGCCAGCCCAAGUACGCCUCGGUCCUGUCCGAGUCUUACGGCACUGAAGUCCGCUCCCUUCAAAAGCGCAAAGCCAAGGACUCCUACGAGAAGCUGUUGGAAGGCCUGUUCGGUGCUCCCUUGACCAUCCUUUACGCUUCCGAUAACAGCAAUGCUACCACCCUCGCCAAUCGUCUAGGCAACCGUGGCCGUGCCCGCGGUCUGAAGACCAUGGUCAUGGCUAUGGACGACUACCCAGCUGAGGAUUUGGCUACUGAGGAGAACAUCGUUUUCGUUACUAGUACAGCCGGUCAGGGAGAGUUCCCCCAGAACGGCCGCACCUUGUGGGAAUUUGUCAAGAACUCUGGCGAUCUGGACCUGUCUACCAUCAACUACUCUGUCUUCGGUCUUGGUGAUAGCCACUACUGGCCACGUAAGGAGGACAAGAUCUAUUACAACAAGCCCGCCAAGGACCUCGAUGCCCGUAUUGCCUUCCUUGGUGGCCGCAAGCUUGCCGAUAUUGGUCUCGGUGAUGACCAGGAUCCGGAUGGUUUCCAGACUGGUUACUCCGACUGGGAGCCCCGACUCUGGCAGGCUCUUGGUGUGGACAAGGUUGAGGGCCUUCCCGAGGAGCCCGCUCCACUGACCAACGAGGAUAUCAAGAUUCAGUCCAACUACCUGCGUGGUACCAUCGCCGAGGGCUUACUGGAUGAAAGCACUGGUGCUAUCUCUGCCAGCGACCAGCAGCUGACCAAGUUUCACGGUACCUACAUGCAGGAUGAUCGUGAUAUCCGCGAUGAGCGUAAAGCUCAGGGUCUGGAGCCCGCGUACAGCUUUAUGAUCCGUUGUCGUCUUCCCAGUGGUGUCGCUACUCCCUCUCAGUGGCUGCAAAUGGAUGCCAUCAGCAGCGCCUAUGGUAAUGAGACCAUGAAGCUAACCACCAGACAAACCUUCCAAUUCCACGGUGUUAUUAAGCGUAACCUCCGCUCUGCGAUGCGCGCUAUCAACAAGUCCUUGAUGACCACUAUUGCCGCAUGUGGUGAUGUUAACCGUAACGUCAUGUGCAGUUCCCUGCCCGAAGUCUCCUACUACCACCGUGAAGUGCAUGCUGUGUCGCAAAAGAUCAGUGACCACCUCCUCCCCUCCACAACUGCCUACCACGAGAUCUGGCUCAAGGAUGAGAAUGACAACAAGGUUCAAGUCGCUGGUGACGCCAUCGUUGACCAUGAGCCUUUGUAUGGACCCACCUACCUUCCUCGCAAGUUCAAGAUCACCAUCGCCAUUCCUCCUCAUAACGACACCGACGUUUAUGCCCACGAUAUCGGCUUGAUUGCCAUCAAGGGGACCGAUGGCCACCUGGAAGGAUUUAACAUCCUUGCCGGUGGUGGUAUGGGUACCACUCACAACAACAAGAAGACAUAUCCUCAGACCGGUCGCAUGUUCGGUUAUGUUCCCGCUGCCGAGGCUCACAUUGUCUGUGAGAAGAUCAUGCUCGUCCAGCGUGAUUUCGGCGACCGCAAGAACCGCAAGCACGCUCGUCUCAAGUACACAAUUGAUGACCUGACUGUCGAGGGUUUCAAGGAGAAGGUCGAGGCUCUUCUUCCUGAGGGCCUGCGCUUCGCUGAGCCCCGUCCUUUCAAGUUCGACUCCAACGUUGACACCUUUGGUUGGCUGAAGGACGAGAAGGGUCUCAACCACUUCACCUUCUUCAUUGAGAACGGACGUAUCGAGGAUACCGCGGAGUUCCAGAUGCGUACCGGUCUGCGCGAGCUUGCCGCUCUUGACAAGGGCGAAUUUCGUCUCACUGGUAACCAGCACUUGAUCAUCUCCAACGUCAAGGACGAGGACCUCCCCGAGAUUAAGGAACUGAUGGCCAAAUACAAGCUCGACAACACCUCCUUCAGCGGCAUGCGUCUUUCUUCUUCUGCCUGCGUUGCUUUCCCCACCUGUGGCCUGGCCAUGGCCGAAUCCGAGCGCUAUCUCCCCGUGCUUAUCUCCAAGCUUGAGUCUACCCUUGAAGAAGUUGGCCUUGCUCGCGACAGCAUUGUCAUGCGUAUGACCGGUUGCCCUAACGGUUGCGCCAGACCCUGGCUCGCCGAGGCUGCCUUCGUUGGUAAGGCCUAUGGUGCUUACAACAUGUACCUGGGUGGUGGAUACCAUGGUCAGCGUCUGAACAAGCUGUACCGCUCAUCCAUCAAGGAGGACGAGAUCCUCGACAUUAUGAAGGGCCUUCUCAGACGGUACGCCCUUGAGCGCAACACCGACGGCGAGGUCCCCGAGCGAUUCGGUGACUGGUGUAUCCGUGCUGGGGUUAUCAAGGAGACUACCGACGGACGCAACUUCCACGAAGGUGUUGCCGAGGAAGACGAGGAGGAGUAAAUAUCAGACGACGCUGCGGGAUUAUGAGAUUCUUUUCUUGUCUAUGUUAACGAUUACAUUUUGCUGUGAAGAUAUUGAAUUUCUGUUUCUGAUAAUGAUUUGACUUGUUG
Aspergillus ochraceoroseus IBT 24754 is the source of this 4825-nucleotide messenger RNA. RefSeq names its product sulfite reductase (NADPH) subunit beta. Gene Ontology annotation, biological process: sulfate assimilation. Gene Ontology annotation, cellular component: sulfite reductase complex (NADPH). The transcript has 4 exons. Gene Ontology annotation, molecular function: heme binding; iron-sulfur cluster binding; sulfite reductase (ferredoxin) activity. The record is from RefSeq and is a predicted model, not a curated record. Lineage: Eukaryota; Fungi; Ascomycota; Eurotiomycetes; Eurotiales; Aspergillaceae. Bases 126 to 4715 code for a protein of 1529 amino acids.